Pyrgilauda ruficollis (rufous-necked snowfinch) is the source of this 3401-nucleotide messenger RNA. It is a transcript of the gene TNPO3, whose product is annotated as transportin 3. The record is from RefSeq and is a predicted model, not a curated record. The transcript has 22 exons. Gene Ontology annotation, cellular component: nuclear membrane; cytoplasm. The coding region runs from base 67 to 2910 and encodes 947 amino acids. Lineage: Eukaryota; Metazoa; Chordata; Aves; Passeriformes; Passeridae. Gene Ontology annotation, biological process: protein import into nucleus.
UCCGGGGGCCGGCCCGGUGCGGCGGAGCGGCGAUGGCGGCGGGCGGGCGGCGCUGAGGGACCGGCCAUGGAGCGCGGGCCGGGCCGGCCCAGCCUGCAGCUCGUCCAGCAGGCCGUGCAGGCGCUCUACCACGACCCCGACCCCAGCGGCAAGGAGCGGGCGAGCUGCUGGCUGGGCGAACUGCAGCGCUCGGUCCAUGCUUGGGAGAUCUCGGACCAGCUGCUGCAGAUCCACCAGGAUGUGGAGUCCUGCUACUUCGCGGCGCAGACCAUGAAGAUGAAGAUCCAAACUUCUUUUUAUGAACUCCCCACGGAUUCCCAUGCCUCACUCCGGGACUCCUUGCUGUCCCACAUCCAGAACUUGAAGGACUUGUCCCCAGUCAUUGUCACACAGCUCGCUUUGGCAAUAGCUGAUCUUGCCCUGCAGAUGGCUUCGUGGAAGGGCUGUGUGCAGACACUGGUGGAGAAGUACAGCAAUGACGUGACGUCGCUGCCCUUCCUGCUGGAGAUCCUGACGGUGCUGCCCGAGGAGGUGCACAGCCGCUCACUGCGCAUCGGGGCCAACCGCCGCACCGAGAUCAUCGAGGACCUGGCCUACUACUCCAGCACCGUGGUGUCACUGCUGGUGACCUGUGUGGAGAAGGCGGGCAAUGAGGAGAAAAUGCUCAUCAAAAUCUUCCGGUGCCUGGGCAGCUGGUUCAACCUGGGUGUCCUGGACAGCACCUUCAUGGCCAACAGCAAGCUGCUGUCCCUGCUCUUCGAGGUGCUGCAACAGGACAAGACCUCGUCCAACCUGCACGAGGCUGCGUCGGACUGCGUGUGCUCGGCCCUCUACGCCAUCGAGAACGUGGAGACCAACCUGCCCCUGGCCCUGCAGCUCUUCCAGGGCGUGCUCACCCUCGAGAGUGCCUAUCACAUGGCUGUGGCACGGGAGGACCUGGACAAGGUGCUCAACUACUGCCGUGUGUUCACCGAGCUGUGCGAGACCUUCCUGGACAAGAUCGUGUGCACGCCGGGCCAGGGCCUGGGCGACCUGCGCACGCUGGAGCUGCUGCUCAUCUGCGCGGGGCACCCGCAGUACGAGGUGGUAGAAAUUUCCUUUAACUUCUGGUAUAGACUGGGGGAGCACCUGUACAAGACGGACGAUGCUGUGAUCCACAGCAUCUUCAAAGCCUACAUCCAGCGCCUGCUGCACGCGCUGGCCCGGCACUGCCAGCUCGACUCCGACCACGAGGGAGUCCCAGAGGAGACCGAUGACUUCGGGGAGUUCCGGAUGCGUGUGUCAGACCUGGUGAAAGACCUGAUCUUCCUGGUGGGCUCGGUGGAGUGUUUUGCUCAGCUCUACGCGACGCUCAAGGACGGGAACCCGCCCUGGGAGGUGACAGAAGCCGUGCUCUUCAUCAUGGCCUCCAUCGCCAAGAGCGUCGACCAGGAGAACAACCCGACGCUGGUGGAGGUGCUGGAGGGCGUGGUGCGGCUGCCCGAGUCGGUGCACACGGCCGUGCGCUACACCAGCAUCGAGCUGGUGGGCGAGAUGAGCGAGGUGGUGGACAGGAACCCGCAAUUCCUGGGUGAGUCCCGUGCCCCCGCGGCCCCGCCGCGCCCACCGCCCCCUGACCGAGCCCCUGUCUCCGCAGAUCCCGUGCUGGGCUACCUGAUGAAGGGGCUCUGUGACCGGCGCCUGGCGUCGGCCGCGGCCAAGGCCAUCCACAACAUCUGCUCCGUGUGCCGGGACCACAUGGCCCAGCACUUCUCGGGGCUGCUGGAGAUCGCCCGCGCCCUCGACUCCUUCGCGCUGUCGCCCGAGGCCGCCGUGGGGCUGCUCAAGGGGACGGCGCUGGUGCUGGCCCGGCUGCCCCUGGAGAAGAUCUCGGAGUGCCUGAGUGAGCUCUGCGCCGUGCAGGUGCUGGCGCUCAAGAAGCUGCUCUCCCAGGAGCCAAGCAAUGGCCUCUCCUCAGACCCUACAGUGCCCCUGGAUCGACUCGCCGUCAUCUUCAGACACACCAACCCCAUUGUUGAGAACGGCCAGGUCCACCCGUGCCAAAAAGUCAUUCAGGAGAUCUGGCCGGUGCUGUCGGAGACCCUGAACAAGCACAGUGCCGACAACCGCAUCGUGGAGCGCUGCUGCCGCUGCCUGCGCUUCGCCGUGCGCUGCGUGGGCAAGGGCUCGGCCGCGCUGCUGCAGCCCCUCGUCACCCAGAUGGUGAAUGUGUACCGGGAACACCAGCACUCCUGUUUCCUCUACCUGGGCAGCAUCCUGGUGGAUGAGUACGGCAUGGAGGAGGGCUGCCGGCAGGGCCUGCUCGACAUGCUGCAGGCUCUCUGCAUCCCCACCUUCCAGCUCCUGGAGCAACCCAACGGCCUCCAGAACCACCCGGACACCGUGGAUGACCUCUUCCGCCUGGCAGCCAGGUUCAUCCAGCGCAGCCCCAUCACCCUGCUGCGCAGCCAGGUGAUGAUCCCCAUCCUGCAGUGGGCCAUCGCUGCCACCACCCUGGACCACCGGGACGCCAACUGCAGCGUCAUGAAAUUCCUGCGGGAUCUGAUCCACACUGGGGUGGCCAACGACCAUGAAGAGGACUUUGAGGUGCGGAAGGAGCUCAUCAACCAGGUGAUGACCCAGCUGGGGCAGCAGCUCGUGAACCAGCUCCUGCAGACGUGCUGCUUCUGCCUCCCGCCCUACACCCUGCCCGACGUCGCCGAGGUGCUCUGGGAGAUCAUGCAGAUCGACCGCCCGACGUUCUGCCGCUGGCUGGAGAACUCGCUGAAGGGGUUGCCAAAGGAAACCACGGGCGGAGCCAUCCAGGUGACACACAAACAGCUCACCGACUUCCACAAGCAGGUCACCAGUGCUGAGGAAUGUAAACAAGUCUGCUGGGCUCUGAGGGACUUCACCCGCCUGUUCCGAUAGCUCCGGCUCCACAUGGCACCUGUCUCCCAGGAAUGUCUUUAAGGAGAAGACAGGAAACAGCAACCCAAGAAUGUGUCCCACAAUCAGCCGAGGGCUCUCGCCCGCUCCAGCGCGUCCCCGAGUCCGGAGCCACGGGAGGAGGGCUCGGGGGUCCCGGCGGCCGCGCGUUCCGGGGCUCGGCCACCGCCACGAGCAGCAGCCCCAGGGCAGCACCUCCAACCCAACUGCAACCCACCAGGCACCGGAGCCACGCGGGUCCCCCCGGGUCCGCCCGGCAGCAAAAGAAGUAGAAAAACUUUCUGUGAAAUGGAGACAAAAAAAGAAGGAAAAGAAACAAACAAAAAACAAACAGUACAAAUUGUUUAGGAAGAUGGGGGGUCAGUCGGGGGUCCUGGGGCGCUGCCCCCCUGAGCCCACCGUGGCCUGCCUGGCGCCGACUCCCAGAGACGACGCAGGCGGGACGGACUCUGCAAAUAGAGAUUUAUAUUUUA